AUGUUUUGUGGAACCAUAGUAGUAAUAUUCAAGAGGCGGAGUUCAGCAAAAAGUAUACCAGGCCAACCCGGAUUUAACGGUACUAAAGGAGCGGCAGGAACUAAGGGCGAACAAGGCGAUCCAGGUCCUCCGGGAGGAAGAGGACUGAAAGGUGAAAAGGGUUACAUUGGCAUGCAUGGACCAGUGGGCCCAAAGGGCGAUACAGGUGCCACAGGUGCUGAUGGAAUUAGGGGUCUACCUGGAUUUAAGGGCGAUAAAGGAGCCACUGGUGCUAAAGGAUCGAAAGGGUCUAAGGGAAAUACUGGACCAACUGGGGCUAAAGGAGACAAUGGGACUAAGGGUGAUACUGGAUCUCCAGGUGUUGAUGGAAACAAAGGAUCACCAGGAUCUCCAGGUCUUACAGGCGCCACUGGGGUUAAAGGAGACAAAGGGCCACAAGGAAUUCAAGGUGCUGCAGGAGCCACUGGUGCUAAAGGUGCCAAAGGGUCCAAAGGGAGUCGGGGAGUUACUGGCACCAGUGGUGCAAAAGGAGCCAAAGGGUCACAAGGAAGUCGGGGUGUUACUGGUACUACUGGUGCCAAAGGGGCCAAGGGGUCACAAGGGAGUCGGGGUGUUAAUGGACCUGUUGGUGCUAAAGGAUCUAAAGGAGCUCGAGGUGCUAUGGGAGCUAAAGGAGUCAGUGGUCCACCAGGACCUCGGGGUGCUACCGGAACCAGUGGUGCCAAAGGAUCCAAAGGAACUAAGGGCGAUACUGGAAAAACUGGUGCUAAAGGAGUUAAAGGUUCUCAGGGAACCCGAGGUGCUACUGGAGCCACUGGUGCUAAAGGAGCCAAAGGGAUAAAGGGGAGUCGUGGCGUUAAUGGAGCGGUUGGUGCUAAAGGAGCCAAGGGGUCACAAGGAAGUCGGGGUGUUAACGGACCGGCUGGUGCUAAAGGAGACAGAGGUUCUCCAGGAAGUCGAGGAGCUACAGGUGCUAAAGGAUCCAGAGGUCUACCAGGAGCUCGAGGCACCCCUGGAACUACAGGCCCACGGGGACCGAAAGGCAGCACUGGGACACGUGGACCGAUAGGGCCUAUAGGCCCAAGAGGUCUACCAGGAACUCGAGGCACCCCUGGAACUACAGGCCCACGGGGACCGAAAGGCAGCACUGGGACACGUGGACCGAUAGGGCCCAUAGGCCCAAGAGGAAGCACGGGGCCACGUGGACCGCCAGGGUCUCCGGGCCAAAAAGGAAGCACGGGGCCACGUGGACCGCCAGGGCCCCCGGGCUCAACAGACCCGUGUAGUUCCAAUCCAUGCGUUAACGGAAAAUGCAAAACCUCUGGUUCGUCUUAUACAUGUGUCUGCGAAGCAUGCUAUUCGGGAAGCCGUUGUCAAAGUUUUGAUAUUAAUCUUUGCUACAAUUGGAAGUAGAUGGUCGUCUAAAGUUGCAGUGUUUUAGAUUAGCUGUACAUCGAGAAACAAUCUCUUACUUUUGUUACUGAGAAAACUAACAUACAGAGUCACCGCACGCUUGAGUCCUGGUGCACGGAAUUACCAGCACAAAUAUCCCAGCUAAUAAUUUAAUGCUUUGUCCACCCUACCACAGUUCACGUGACUAAUUUGUGUCAUGUAUCCAUGUAUGGACUUGAUUAUGUGACAAUAACACCCAAAUAUCGACAUGGGCCUAUCACAUUUAUUUGUUACAUAAAAUUUGAUAGUGUGUACGGAUCUUUAGGUUAUAAUUUUAAGUAUGAAACGUCUUUUGUAGAACAAUCAAUAUGUAGAAUUUUGCAAUUAAGUAACAUUGCAACGUUGCUGCUAUACCUCAAACAACAUUCGCGAAAGUUAUAAUUAUAUAAUCAAAUCAAAUCAAAUCAUUCCAUGUAUAUUGCGUCAUUCCAACAAUCGUUGCUCGUGGCGCAGUGGACAAGAUGUUGCUCUUUUCAAUAACGUUCUCCUAACCUGAGCCGGUCCUCUGCAGCCGGUAAACCGGUGCACCUUUUAUCUGUCCAGGACAGGAGCCGACGAGUGGACCAGUACACCGGGGUACCCACCUACUGUUGUGGUUUCACUGUUUAAUUCAUGUAGUCUACUUUCGUUCUUUCUUUUCUGUUAUCUUCCUUAUUCUCUUGUAUACCAUUAUCUUCAUUUGUUCCUUUUUCUGAGCACUCCCACAAUUUGGCGCAUUGGAACUUGUAUAGUGCGCUUAAUAAGUCAAUAACAUUGCAACGUUGCUGCUAUAUGGUACCGUAUACAGUAUACCUUCGAGAACAUUACAAUGACGUGUUGUGUUUUUUUUCUGGUUAAUUCAUGCAGCUGCAUUUAAUUUCUGAGUAGAGGUCUGUUGUCUAUUGUGGCUCUAUUAGGACCUAAGUCAUGCGAAGUCCCCAUCCCACCCCUUAUAAUGUACAGUUGUCGUAAUUAUAAUAAGCUUCAUGUGUCUUAUUUCUUUGGUUAAUUUCUUGUAUGAUUGUUUAAGCGGAUAUUGGCCAACGAUGAAUUUCAAAGCAAUAAAAGUAAUUGAAUUGAA
This is a messenger RNA of Anneissia japonica, 2512 nucleotides long. Its product is annotated as collagen alpha-1(I) chain-like. Lineage: Eukaryota; Metazoa; Echinodermata; Crinoidea; Comatulida; Comatulidae. The record is from RefSeq and is a predicted model, not a curated record. The transcript has 12 exons. The coding region runs from base 1 to 1413 and encodes 470 amino acids.